Molecule: messenger RNA, 528 nt
Organism: Cyclopterus lumpus (lumpfish)
Lineage: Eukaryota; Metazoa; Chordata; Actinopteri; Perciformes; Cyclopteridae
Product: gamma-crystallin M2-like
Exons: 3
Coding region: 1-528 (175 amino acids)
Biological process (GO): visual perception; lens development in camera-type eye
Molecular function (GO): structural constituent of eye lens
Source: RefSeq, a predicted model, not a curated record
AUGGGGAAGAUUGCAUUCUUUGAGGAUAAGAACUUUGAAGGCCGCCGCCAUGAGUGCAGCAGCGACGGUCCCGACCUGCGCUCCUACUUCUGCCGUUGCAACUCCGUUAAGGUGGAGAGUGGCUGCUGGGUGCUGUACGAGCGUCCCAACUACACUGGCAACCAGUACAUCCUGAGCCCUGGGGAAUACCCUGAUCCCCAACAGUGGAUGGGAUUCAAUGAUAGCAUCAAGUCAUGUCGCUCUAUCAAAAAUGUAUACGGAAAGUCCUGGAAGAUCAGGUUCUACGAGAAGAAGGAUUUCGAAGGCCAGGCGGCGGAGUGCGCCGAGGACUGCGCAUCGGUUUACGAGGCCUUCAAGUUCCAGGAAGUCCACUCCUCCGUGGUCACAGAUGGCGCCUGGGUCCUCUACGAGCAGCCCGACUACCACGGGCGCCAGUACUUCCUGGAACGGGGGGAGUACCACGACUUCACAGACUGGGGCGCCACCUCCCCCGCCGUGGGAUCCUUCCGCAAGAUCACAGAGUUCUAG